AUGGACGUUGGCCGUCGUUCAGCCAUGGCCAUCUACAACUUGACUACCGGCAACUUCCUUCUGGUUGUGUUGCAUUUCUUCGUGUACCUGUUCACCGCCAGUCCAAUGGAUCGCGAAGUGACUCUUUCAGCCGGCUCCGCGAUGCUUGGAGAGCUGAUGAUUGACUAUGACGGUCAUGUGCGGCCGAAUAACACCGGAGACCCCGUUACCGUCCUUGUCCGGAUCAAUAUGAUAGAUGCGCAUUGGAAGGCUGAUCAGCUAACGGUUACCUUCUUCCUGCGGAUGAAAUGGACCGAUAAGCGAUUGAAAUUCAAAGUAUUUCUUUAUAAUAAGCGUUUUGAUUAA
Soboliphyme baturini is the source of this 345-nucleotide messenger RNA. The record is from the annotation of a GenBank genome assembly. NCBI's taxonomy places the organism in Eukaryota, Metazoa, Nematoda, Enoplea, Dioctophymatida, Soboliphymatidae.